GGUGGGAAUAGUUAAAGAAUAUCUUAGAACUUGAGAAGCUUAUGAUGAUUACUACUACUAGCUGUGGCGGUAGUGAAAAUUUUGUGAAAGAAGUGAAGAUGAUGAUGACAGUGAGAGAGUGGAAGGAUAUUCCAGUUGAACUUUUGAUGCAAAUUUUGUCACUUUUGGAUGAUCAAAUGGUGAUUACAGCUUCUCAUGUUUGUCAUGGUUGGAGAGAUUCCAUUUCUUUUGCUCUCACUCGUUUAUCACUCUCAUGGUGUAGGAAGAACAUGAAUAACUUGGUCCUAUCUCUUGCUCCUAAGUUCACAAAAUUGCAAACUCUAAUCCUUCGUCAAGACACGCCACAACUAGAAGACAAUGCUGUCGAGGCUGUUGCACAAUUCUGUCGUGACCUGCAGAUCCUGGACCUCAGCAAAAGUUUCAAACUUACCGAUCGUUCUCUGUAUGCAAUAGCCCUUGGUUGUUCUGAUCUUACAAAACUCAACAUAAGUGGUUGUUCAUCCUUUAGCGACAAAGCUCUUUCUUACCUAGCAAGUUUAUGCAGAAAGCUGAAAAUUUUGAAUCUAUGUGGUUGUGUUAAAGCUGUAUCAGAUACUGCAUUACAGGCAAUUGGACAUCACUGCAAUCAGUUACAGUCUUUGAAUCUUGGAUGGUGCGAACAAGUCAGCGAUGUUGGAGUGAUGAGUUUAGCAUAUGGAUGUCCUGAUCUUAGAACACUUGACUUAUGUGGUUGUGUCCUUAUAACAGAUGACAGUGUAAUUGCCUUGGCGGAUAGGUGUCCUCAUCUAAAGUCCCUUGGACUGUACUACUGCAAAAACAUAACAGACAGAGCAAUGUACUCAUUGGCACAAAGCAAAGUGAAUAAUAAGAUGUGGGGAUCUGUGAACGAAGAGGAUGGACUUAAGACUUUGAACAUUAGCCAGUGUACAUCGCUCACUCCAUCUGCUGUUCAGGCUGUCUGUGACUCAUCCCCUGCACUUCACACCUGCUCAGGAAGACAUUCACUCAUUAUCAGUGGCUGUCUUAAUCUUACAUCUGUGCAUUGUGCUUGUUGUGUCCGGCCACACCGAGCUAUAAACGCUUUUCCUCACUCAGCUCAUUGAACCAGAAAGGUUUUGAUGUAUAAAGACACUUCAAGGUAGUGCCUUGGAUGGAUUAGAGGGAUGAGAAAUAAUUUACGUCUAUUAAAUGUUUAUGUUGACGCUGUAUAUUAUAUGUAGAAGAACUUGAACUUUUUUAGUUUAUAGGACAUUUUGUAUGUAAAUAUUAGUUUCUUCAGAGUUUGGCUAUAAACUUAUGGUAACAUAUCAGACAUGGAUUUUCAAAAUUGUGUGGUUUUAGGAA
Medicago truncatula (barrel medic) is the source of this 1344-nucleotide messenger RNA. Its product is annotated as F-box protein SKP2A. Gene Ontology annotation, biological process: SCF-dependent proteasomal ubiquitin-dependent protein catabolic process. Gene Ontology annotation, molecular function: protein binding. NCBI's taxonomy places the organism in Eukaryota, Viridiplantae, Streptophyta, Magnoliopsida, Fabales, Fabaceae. Gene Ontology annotation, cellular component: SCF ubiquitin ligase complex. The transcript is spliced from 4 exons. The record is from RefSeq and is a predicted model, not a curated record. The coding region runs from base 42 to 1103 and encodes 353 amino acids.